Molecule: messenger RNA, 1224 nt
Organism: Suillus paluster
Lineage: Eukaryota; Fungi; Basidiomycota; Agaricomycetes; Boletales; Suillaceae
Exons: 4
Source: RefSeq, a predicted model, not a curated record
AUGUCAGACCUAGAAGAUCAUGCGUUCGACAGCGACGAUGAUCUGGCGACCAUCACUUUUCCUGGUGCUGCACGCGCAGGCGAUCAGGACGAGCCUCGCCCCUUUGAUCUUGCGGACGUGCCUUCGUCUGUGGAAGCGGAGGAUGCUUUGGCUCAAAGCGAGAUCUUCGAGAGUCUGUUCUUGCAACAGGACGGAGCUCGACCUGCGGGUCGUACGUGGGAGCAGACGAAAGUUCAGACGGUGAGCUUGUCCGCGCUUGCACGGACGUUCAAAAAGGACGACAAAGCGACCGCGAUCAACUUGUUGCAUCGACGUUCUGUGCUUCGCCUGGACGACGAUUUGUACUACGACAACGACGACGAAAUGCUGGCUUGGGAUGGCUCCCAGCAUUUUCUUGAUUUUUUUCUUGUCGUCGGAGGGUCGGUGGGUUUGCAUGCGUUGCUGCCGAACAAGGUCGUGGACCACACGUUUUCCAUCGCCCUCAACCUCUGUCUUCCCACCCGACUGUUUCGACCGAAAUUCGGGAAGCUUGGAUUCGAUCCCACGGGAUGCAUGAUGGCCCUGGGAACAGGGGCAACGUGUGAAUUAUGGCUGGCAUUUUGCCCGCGCGAGAACUUGGAGGACUUGGAAGUCGCGAACGAUGUGCCUCUGCUGAGCGAGAGAAAACACGGGGACACCAGACUGUCUUCGUCUCACUUUCGCAUGGUCGCGAUGUUCCUGGCCCAUGCGCUGUCCAAAAACCCGUCGCUUCCUAUCUACGUGAUGCACGCCUAUGGCACGGACGACGAUCUCAGCGCGUGGAGGAUCAAGGACGUAUCCAACAUAUACUCGCAGGGGACUUGGAACUUGCGCCUCAACGAUUUGCUCGAGUUACACAACACCAUCAUCGCUGAUUGGGACGACUGGGUCGCAGCUGCCCCUAGGACCUGGAAGCAAGACGGGUGGCUCCUCAGUCGUGCUCCUGUGGCCGUAGCUUGUCGCUACGGUCAGAACCAACCGAUCGCUAAUUCAAAUGCCAACGCACACGUCGUCGAAGCUAAGAAUUGGCACGCAGAGAGAUCUUACGCCAACAUAAGAUAUGUGUCCAUAGCAGUAGCCACAGACAUCGCAUGCACCAGGGUCAAACGAUGGACGGAGGUGCCCAACGAAGAUAUCAUCCAGGAGCACGGCGUGGUGUACGACUCCCCCGAUCCACACGUUCGCGAAGAGGUGGACCUAGACGAU